This is a messenger RNA of Beta vulgaris subsp. vulgaris (sugar beet), 1052 nucleotides long. RefSeq names its product LOB domain-containing protein 33. Lineage: Eukaryota; Viridiplantae; Streptophyta; Magnoliopsida; Caryophyllales; Amaranthaceae. Gene Ontology annotation, biological process: positive regulation of DNA-templated transcription; hormone-mediated signaling pathway. The transcript has 2 exons. The coding region runs from base 92 to 832 and encodes 246 amino acids. Gene Ontology annotation, cellular component: nucleus. The record is from RefSeq and is a predicted model, not a curated record.
UUCUAAGAUUUGGACCAUCAAGAGGGAAUCAACCGAAACAAAAAAAAGUUGUUGAGAAAAAUAAUCUAAGUAAAAAAAUUGUGUAGGGAAAAUGACAGGAGUGAGUACAUCAUGUGGAGCAUGCAAAUUUCUAAGGAGGAAAUGUACAAGUGAAUGUGUAUUUGCACCUUAUUUUAGCUAUGAUGAGGCAGUUGCUCAUUUUGCUGCGGUUCACAAAGUGUUCGGUGCAAGUAAUGUUUCAAGGUUGCUUUUUCAUCUCCCUGAACAAUUUAGGGGUGAAGCUGCCUUAACCAUUUCUUUUGAAGCUAUUGCUCGUAUGAGAGAUCCUGUUUAUGGUUGUGUUGGCUAUAUCUAUGCCCUUCAACAAGAGGUAGCAAAUUUACAAGAAGAAAUAGAAGUUCUUGGCAACAAUAUAGCCAAUAAUUUGAGCAUUGGGGUUGCUAGUAGUGAUUGUGAAGGUUCUCAAGAAACUAACAGCAAUAAUCUUAUAAUCUAUGAUUCAUUAUUACCCUUAAUUUCUUCACAAGAAGAUGAAAUAAUCAAUAAUCUACCAGAAUAUUGGUGUAAUAGUACAAAUUACCAAGUGGAACCAGUAAUACUACCGACACAUGAUCAUGUAGAAAAUGGAUCAUGCAGCAGCAAUCAAAUGAUCAGCUUGAUGAGCAAUCAUAUGAUGGAUUUACCAUUAUUAUCUUUAUGUGAAUGGGAAGGACAAAAUCUUUUUACUGGAAGUGGACCCCAAGAAUGUCUUAUGGAAGGGUUACUAAACCAAGAAACUUUUUUUGAUAAUUCUUCUCUUUUUGGCUGGUUACCUCAAUAUGCUAGUUACUAGCUUAGGCAUAUAAAAGAGAGAAUAUGCUAGAUGUACAAGUAUGUUUGCAUAUAUAGUAGAAGAUUUCUUCUUUUAUUUACUUUUCCACUUUUGUAGUUGUAUUUUAUUAGUGCAUAUCCUUAGUAUCCUUGGUGCAAAUUUUGUUAGAUGCAUUGUUGUACAAAUAAUGUAUGUACAUAGCAGGAAGCACAAAUAUGGUAAGGUAUAAUCUUCUAUUGUA